AUAAAAAAAUGAAAUCAAUAGCUAUUUCAAGAAUCAACCACCGAAACAUUUUCAUUCUCAUCCUGAUAUGUUUGAUAGGACUUUAUGUCAUCACUUUGCUUCGACUGGAAAGUUUAAUAAAACAUCACAGUGGGAUCAGCUCAAUUCAUAACCUAUUCCAAAAAAUUGAGUUUGAUAUUAAUCACAUUGACAACAGCAAAAACAUGGCCUAUGAGGUAGACAGCAAAGAAAAAGUUAACAUGCAUGAAACAGUUGAACUUAAAGAAUUUUUUGAUCAUGGUGAUGAAGUGAACAAAAAGACAGUGCUUAAACUUACCCCAACAAUUCGAUCAUGUGAUGUUGUUAAGCCACAUCGUAAUUUUCCUUUGUGUGCUGAGAAAAUGGAGUACCUACAAGCAAUGUGGCCUGCAAAAUGUUUUCGUGAGAUUCAUGGUGUUGAUGGUAGUGCUUGUUCCAUUGUGGAUUAUUUAUCAAAGGUUGAACCAUUUUGUCCCAACUAUGAGAAAUACAAUCAUAAAAAGAUAAAAUAUGCAUCUCCAAGAUUUGAUAUUAAAGGGUUGUUAGAGUUAAUGCCUGGCCGGAAGUUUGAAUGGAUGAGACAGAGAGCUAAACAGCUUUGGCCUGAUUGGAUCAAAGCUGGCGAAAGGUUUGCAAAGUUGAAACAAAAAUGGAAGAAAAAAAGGGUUCUUGCAUUUAUGGGAUCAAUGGGAUUUCAACCUCACAUUAUGUUGAAUGCUGGUCAUGGUGGACCACUUGGUGAAUUAGUUCAAUGGACUGAUUUAAUAUCAAGUCUGUAUAUCCUGGGUUAUGAUGUAAAAGUGGUACUUAAUGGCUCAUUGCUAAUUGAUUUGUUAGAUAGAGACGAUAAAAAUAACUGUGCAUCUUCCACAAUACAAAAAGAUAAAGUGGAAACAAUAUAUACAGAUGUGAAUGGAGUUAUCAUACUUUCUAAUAAUAACGGUUUUGCAUCAACAGCAAAAUAUAGAUGCAUGAUUCGCGUAUUAGAUUCUUUUGGUACAUUUCCUGAAUAUAACUACCCAGCAUAUCCUCACGCCAUACCUGGCAACCGUUCAGAUUGGGCAAAUCAUAAUCUAAUUCCCACACAGUUUCUAACAUUAUAUCCUCACACCCAUGACAAUUACUUUCUUGGUUUUGUUGUUGGAAGUAGCAAAAAGAAUAAUAAAGAGGGACAAUGGAAACAGAAAAAGAAUAAAGCUUUGCUGUAUGCAAAACUCUCAAGUUAUUUUCAAGAAUACAUUGACUACCUUAAGAUAAUAAGUGAAUAUUUUGAACUUCAUGCUACAACAGUUAGUGAGACUCAGUUACCAUCAUUUAUUAUCAACCAUGGUCCUGUUUCUGGCUCGGAGGUUCAAAACUUACUAUCACAGUCAAAGCUUUUUGUUGGUGUGGGUUUUCCAUAUGAAGGACCUGGACCGAUGGAAGCUCUUGCAGCAGGGGCAGUGUUUAUGCAACCCAAGUAUGAUGAACCAAAGAAUAAAAUGAAUGACGCAUUUUUUAAGGAUAAACCAACCCUUAGGAAGUUGACUUCACAAAGUCCAUAUAUGGAAGAAUUCGUUGGCGAACCGUACUGUUACACGAUAGAUAUAAAAAACGAAACUUUACUUAGAUUAACUUUACAGAAAAUUAAAGAUAUGAAGCCCCUACCACCGAAGAUACCGAAGGAGUUCACAAAUGAAGGAAUGUUAGAAAGAGUACAUGUAUUUACAGAGCAUAUGAAUUAUUGUGAUGUCCAUGCUCCAAGAUGGCCACCAGUUAAUCAUCUAAAAACAUUUAUGUCCAGUGUUGGUCAAUCUUGUAAAGAUUUGUGCAUGUCAAAAGGUAUGAUUUGUGAGCGCACUUAUUUUGAUGAUAUCAACACACGAACAGUGAUUGAAAGAGUUGGAAACGUUAGUUGUCGUUCGAUUCGAACUGUCAACUUUCUCCACCCUCCAUCGUUCGAUCCAAUUUCAAACAUCUGUUUUCUGCAACAACAUGGUCAAUUAUUUAGUUGCAUGUACGAAAGCAACAAGUUCAGACGAUUAUGUCCCUGUAGAGAUUAUGAACUAGAACAGUCAUCAAUAUGCUCAGAUUGUUUAUAGGGAAUAAGAACAUAUCUAUAUUUAUUUACACGUACACUUUUCGUAAGCAAUAUACAGAAGACCCAACGUUAAGAAGAUAUAGAGUAUAAACAUAAAAAUAGUUACGUAUACAUACAUAAUAAAAUGGUUUAUUCUAGCAUAACCUUCCAAUGGUAUAAAUAUCUUCUAACAUGAAAGUAACCUGAAGUGAAUGGUUGGUGGAGAGACAUGACUGACAUGGUUUUGGUGUAAUAUUUUGUCAUAGAUAAAACAUUUCAACUUGAAGAAACUUGUACGAUUUUUUAAACUCCGUGGCGAUUAUGCUGACUGUGCUGGCUUUUUAUUUAGAAUUUAGGACAAUUUAUGCAGUUUUUACUGUGGUCCUAAUCUGCGUGUUUAACACGCGCAUAGGUUCAAUAGGUUUUCAUAUAGAAAUAUAUAUGGAUGGAAACUCGUGGAAGUACUGCCAAGGCAAAAAUUAAGGAAUUUAUGGAAAAAAGUUAUUUUUUUGUUUAGGUCAUGACUUGCAGUCAUCACGUGUUGGCGUUUUUUCCAUUGCAAUUUGUGCUUUUGUGGAAUCAGAAAAAAAGCCCAAAAAAUUCCUGAAUUUUUCUUUUUUAAAAAAAAAAUAGGUGGCCGCGCAUCCUUUUUUACGGUUUAGAAGUACUUGAUUUCGCGUAAAAGUUUUAAUCCUUGCACUACGUCCUAUGUGUAGUUUUGUGUAUACUUUCUACCCUGAAGUUUCUAUGUUAAAUAUAGUUGUCUUUUGUUUUGUAUUUAAUUUUUUUUGUUAGAUAUUAUGUGUUGUCUGUUUUAUUUAUUUUUUAGUUGCUUGACCCAACAAUUAAGGUGUUUGGAAAUUUAAACCUUAAACUUAUAGAACGUAUUUAUUUAUUUUUGAAGCUUUGUUUUUAUAAACAAUGCCGAAUUUAAACAAUCGCUUCAAAAGUGCCUGGAUAAUAACAAAUCGCCUAUAUGAAUUUACAACUGGUAAAAACUGUGUAUGCAUUUUUCGGGUCGUUUUUCUUAAUUAGCUGAACAAUACUUAGAGCGAAGUGCAAAAUAUCAAUUGUUUAUAAAAAAAAGAGUUCACACGCCAAAAUUUUCCACAUGUUUUACACUUUAGAUAAUAUAUUUUUUACUCACCACACGAACACAAAUUUCAUACGACUAUUUAAACAUAUUUUAUUUUCGUAGAGAAAUGGAGUGAAGUGUCUGUUAAUUACUACAUCUUUUUGAUCAAAGUUAUAAAAUAAUAGUUGUCAAGUUUAUUUUAUUGUGGGUUGCUCGGGUUAAUUUUUUUUGCAAAUAUAUUUAAUAUAUUUUUAUAUAUUUUUAAAUUUAUUAAUUUAUUUCAAAAUACUUUUAGCUUUUCGUAGUUUCUAUUAUUUUUUUUACCCUUUUCUCAUCUUGACUUGGUCUCUAAAUCCAAAUGUUUUCGUUAUUUUAUUUUUUUUUCAAAAUUAAAUUUUUUGCUUCUUGUUUUUGUGACCUCGUUGUGAAUUUGGAUUUAUCCUCAUCGUGAUACAUUUUAUUACAUUAUUAAAAAUAUCUUUUUUAAUUUUAAAUCUUGUAUAAUCAUAUAUACAAGGGAUAAUGAAUACAAAGAAAUGUCAAAUAGUAUAUUUGAAUCUAAUUUGAAGUAAUAGAAUUGGAGAAUUGUUUAA
Molecule: messenger RNA, 3745 nt
Organism: Hydractinia symbiolongicarpus
Lineage: Eukaryota; Metazoa; Cnidaria; Hydrozoa; Anthoathecata; Hydractiniidae
Product: alpha-1,6-mannosylglycoprotein 6-beta-N-acetylglucosaminyltransferase A-like
Exons: 18
Coding region: 9-2099 (696 amino acids)
Biological process (GO): protein N-linked glycosylation
Cellular component (GO): Golgi apparatus
Molecular function (GO): alpha-1,6-mannosylglycoprotein 6-beta-N-acetylglucosaminyltransferase activity
Source: RefSeq, a predicted model, not a curated record